UGUUUGUGUGUCUGACUGAGUGCAUAUGUGUGUGUGUGUGUGUGUGCGUGCAUGUGUGUUUUAGCGUGUGUGUUUGAGUGCCUUAGUGUACAUGAGCCUACUUGACACAGUGAUACCUAUAGGUUUUGUGUUGGGCUAAACGGCAGGGAGACAGGGCUCCCAAGCAGAGCAGGUAAACACUAAUCACUUCCUCUAGGGAGGGAAAUCUUUUCUGGGUCCUAGCUGUCUGACUGGGACGGUAGGUACCUAGCUGUUAUAAGCAAAAUAUAGCUGGUUCAAAUCCCAGAGCCGACUAGGUGAAACAAAUCUGUCGAUGUCCUCUUGAGCAAGACAUUUAACCCUAAUUGCUCCUGUGGUUGCUCUGGAUAAGAGUGUCUGCUAAAUGACUGACUAGCUGACAGGGAGACGCUAUGGCCUCCUCUCUCUUCCCACUGCCUGGGCAAUGUUUAGGCUCGACAAGGCCUCUCUCUCUCUUCCCACUGCCUGGGCAAUGUUUAGGCUCGACAAGGCCUUGAAAUGCAGCAUACAGAGGUAAAUAAAUACGCAAACAGAGGUUUAUAUAGACCUUGUAGAGGAGAAGAAAAGCCUUUCAGAUGUCUCGUCUACAGCACAAAGGAGCUGGAUAAGUGAAGUCCUUGUGUUUACCUGAAGGCUUUGUCUAAUGGUUGACUCUGGGCUUUACGUUGUUAUGAGCAUAGUGAGUUGAGUUCUGAUGUGUGUGUUUAGGUUUCCGUUGUGUGUGUGUGUUUGGGUGUGUGAUGUGUGUGUGUGUUCAGUAUAUGUGAACAGGUAUGGGGUUGUGUCCCUUGAACAGGUGGGCUACCAAAGAGAGGACCCACCUGAUCUGUAAACAGUGUCUCAGAAAGUUUCUGUACAGUCCAGCCUCUGUUCCCUGGGAAAAGGCUGCAUCCCUUUAUCGUUUUACUGCUGUGUGUGUGUGUGUGUGUGUGUGUGUGUGUGUGUGUGUGUGUGUGUGUGUGUGUGUGUGUGUGUGUGUGUGUGUGUGUGUGUGUGUGUGUGUGCGUGCACGCCAACCAUGAGUGUGUGUGUGUUUGCGUUCUGUACCAUGAGUGUAUGUUACUUUGGCACCAGAUCCUGUAAUAAAGUGCAUACUCUGGGUGGGGACCAAAACAAGCUGGGAUUAUCAGAUGACCAUGACUGUAAUAAGGUGAGCUAGCUACAGUAAACUGUUAGCAUUCAGUUAGCUAACAGCCCUGCACUGUACUGUGGCACCAUGACUGUAAUAAGGUGAGCUAGCUACAGUAAACUGUUAGCAUUCAGUUAGCUAACAGCCCUGCACUGUACUGUGGCACCAUGACUGUAAUAAGGUGAGCUAGCCACAGUAAACUGUUAGCAUUCAGUUAGCUAACAGCGCUGCACUGUACUGUGGCACCAUGACUAAACAUAAUUGCACUCAACGUAAUUGUACACUUUCUGCCAAAAGUCAACAUUUAAGCAAACAUUUCCUAUAAAUAGUGAUGUAAAACCACUAAUUAGACUACUAGACUACUUGGCUGAUGGGGGUUGAUGACCACCUGUGAAACGACCACCUUGGUUUACAUUACAAGAUGGCCACCUGUGUGACUCAACUGUAGCCGCUGCAUUCCUUCUGUGAAAGUCUCCCCCUCCUCCCACUGUGUUUAGUAAUGGGUGAAUAAGACUGAGCAUGUAAUUACACACUAAGAAAAGAGGGUUCCUCAAGGGUUCUUUGGGAAGGGUGAUGGUUCUAUGUGGAACCAUAAGGACUCAAUGAACCCAUUGAGCCCUUCGAUGGUUCUUUGCAUUUCAGAAAAGGGUUUCUCUGUUAGUGAUAAUUAAAAUGUAGGGGUGGUGGCUUAUUAGAAUAUUUCGGGGCAUGGUUUGUUAACAGCUCAUUUUGUACAACCGUGAGUCAGAGUGUCAUUCCAGUUGAUGUAAUCUGUGGUGUUAUGACAUUGCAUUGUAAAUAUGACUAUGGCCAGUGAUGGUGCCUUGUGAAAGACUCACAUAUGGCCUUAUGUCAAUUGAGAACUGUUGUCUACCUCAGUUCUCAAUUUUCCCCUCAGCGAGUCCCAGCAGUUCCAGAGCUAGCACACCUGAUUCAACUACCACAAUAAUAACACCUAUGGAAUUCAAACAAUAUAAUAUGGCUAACCAAAAUAACAACAUUUAAGGUUCUUCAAACGGUACUACAUAGAACAUUUAAGAUUGAUGAAGGUUCUUUAUAGAACCAUUCUCCAUAAAGGUUCUAUAAAGAACCUUAAAAAGUGCUCUGUAUAGCUCCAAAAAGGGUUGUAACCAUAGCGGAACCCUUUUUUGGUGUUAUAUAGAACCUUUUAUUAAUGGUUCUGUAUAGAACCUUAGGAAAGGGUUCUAUAUAGCACCAACAAGGGUAGCACCAACAAGGGAUCCGCUAUGGUUCUAUAAAGAACCUGCAUCAAUCUUAAAUGUUCUGUGUAGUACCGUUUGAAGAACCAUUCAGGUUUUUAAGCCAAAGAACAAGCCAAAGAACCCUAUUUGGCACUAUUUAGAGGCAUUUAGUUUUAGUCUGUACAUUCAGGUCUAUGGCAUGGUUUAAAACAUACUAUCUAGAUCCUGUUUGCUCCUACCUAGAUCCUACUGGAGGAGGCUUGUGGUCGGCUGUUUUGCAGCCGAACAAUGAUGAUGAUGGUGAUUACUGUCGAGGUGCGGAAAAUGAGGUCAUGGAGGAGACCAAGCCGAUGCAGAAGCAUCAUAAGAACUACUCCCAACAACACGGCUACUCAGACCUGAAGAGCUCACAGAUACACAGCCGACGCAAGAGGAGCGUUGAGGAGGCGGUGCCUGCGGUGUGUAAGACGCGGACGGUGAUCUAUGAGAUCCCGCGCAGCCAGGUGGACCCCACGGCUGCCAACUUUCUGAUAUGGCCGCCGUGCGUGGAGGUCAAGAGGUGCACGGGAUGCUGCAACACCAGCAACAUGCGCUGCCACCCCUCACGCAGACACCACCGUACCGUUAAGGUGGCCAAGGUGGAGUAUGUGCGCAGGAAACCCAAGCUGAAGGAGGUCUUGAUCAGGUUAGAAGACCACCUGGAGUGUGUGUGCACGUCACAACAUCACGUGACCGAGCACUCAGACGCAGACACAGGCCACCAUACUAGGGCUAAAGGUAGAAAAAGGAAACCUAAAAAGCUAAAGCUCAACAAGGAUUUAUUGGCGACAUAAUAAACUUGAACACAUUAUUCCAAAGUCUGGCCGCCGGACCCCCCGGCUCCAACAGGUAGGAGGACUUUAGCACCAGCAUGGCAAUCCAACCAAUUACCCACCUGCUGGUCACAAGCCCAAUCAGGGCAGAGAAAGGGUUGCCAAUCAGAUCACAAUCAACGCCACACCCAAUCAGUGUGAGGAGAGGGAGGGCUGAAAUGGGCCACGCUCUGUGAAUGUCGCUGCAUGAUUUAGUGUGAUUUUUAUGCCUGCCUGCGCACUGCAUAUCCUCUUUGUGUUAUGUUUUUAUGCAUGUAUGAGUUUAUGAAUGAGUAUUUCAACCUCACCUUGUUCACCGACCAGUGUUUGUCCUUCACUCCAGCUGUCUCUGUGUCUCUGUGUGUAUCUGAUUUCAAGUGGAUAAUGGAUAAUAUAAUACGUUUUGCUCUGAGACCAGGUUGUCCCUCUGCAGUAUUCUGUGGGAAGGAGCUAGUAUACACUUUUAUUAUUUCUAGAAAAGCUAGCUAUAUGAAGCAAAUCUAUUAUUGUUAUUAUUAGUCAUAUGAAUGUGUUUUGCUUUUUUUUUUCCUAAGCUGCUGAAAUAUAUAUAAUUAUAAAAAUAUAUAUUUUUCAUAUGUUUAAAAAAUAAACUGUUUUAGUGUGGGUGAAAACAACCAGGUUGUAUUUUGUAUUGUCUCUACUUCCCAUGCUCUCCUCUGUAUUUGCUCUCCUAUGUCCUUUAUCUUUCUCUCUCAUCCUCUCUGUCCAUUUGUCUGUCUGUC
Messenger RNA from Salvelinus namaycush (lake trout), 3943 nucleotides. Its product is annotated as platelet-derived growth factor subunit A-like. The record is from RefSeq and is a predicted model, not a curated record. The transcript has 5 exons. Gene Ontology annotation, cellular component: membrane. Gene Ontology annotation, biological process: positive regulation of phosphatidylinositol 3-kinase/protein kinase B signal transduction; positive regulation of MAP kinase activity; platelet-derived growth factor receptor signaling pathway. Lineage: Eukaryota; Metazoa; Chordata; Actinopteri; Salmoniformes; Salmonidae. Gene Ontology annotation, molecular function: growth factor activity; platelet-derived growth factor receptor binding. Bases 2544 to 3182 code for a protein of 212 amino acids.